AAAAUAAUUUCGGCAACCCAGUCUGACGACAUUGCACAGCAAAGUGAUGACCACUAAAAUUGUUGCUACCGUUUGAUUAAUUCAGCUUAACGUUGACAAAACGUUUUUGUUGACUGUUAGCAGGUCCUAUAAUUAUGCCUUGCAGGAGAGGGGGUAACGUAAACAAACGUUUCCACCCUGCCGACACAAAUUGGUAAAGGGAUGCAAAUUUCAGCAAGCUUUCACAACGUUCAGCUAACGUAUAACUGAGAGCCAAUCAUAAAAUUUUAAUUUUUUAAUGCUUUCACUAUUGGCCCUAUCCUGCAAUGUAUAAUUAGCAUUGGAAGAUUCGAAAAGUCUUGAAUCCUAUCUUUCAAUGGUAAGUUGGCACCGUCUGGCAAUAGAAACGUUCUGUCAACGUCGAGCUGAGACAAUAAAACGUCUGACAGCAGUUUAAUGCUCAUCAGUCGAUCGCCAACUGUCAGCUCGGUUGCCACAAUUUUUGCAGUUCCCUUGAAAAUUAAUUUCUACAUUUUGCGAACUGUAUUCAAUUCUUGAUUUACUUUCAUAUGGCUUAUAGAGUCGCUUCUGAAUUUUCUCCCAACGCUGUGGCCGCUGGUUGGGAUGUGGCCUCUACACGGCUCUUGAAAGCACCAAAUGAUCGAUUUUGCGUUCAGUGCGGAUUUGUUAUCCGGGGUCAGGCGAUGGACAAACCUGCUGUGUGCCCACACAAAAAUUGCAAGCAGCCUCUAAUCUUCCGAGCAAAUCAAUUUGAUUCCGCUAGCAAGUGGGGACGCUGCCGACAGUGUGACAGCUUUACUCACGCCGACUUCCCAUACUGUCAAUCCUGCGGUACGGCUAAUCGAGACGCCCUUUCCCGAAAACGCCGCUUUGAACAAAUUCAAAUUCAGAAACAGCAGCUUGAAGCCAAGCGACUGAAAGAAGAGAAUGACGCCUUGAAGCAGCAAACGCAUGAUCCUGAUUUCUUGUUAUGGAAAGAAGUGAAGAAGGAGGAGGAGCGGAAACGAAUAUUAGAAGAAGAAAAGAAGAAAAUUGAGGAGGAGGAGGCUAACGCUGAUGCCGAACAGGUAGCUGCCGCGAAGAAGUUAGAGGAAUCUCUUCUACAGGAUGAUGAAGAAAUGAAGGAAUAAUGUGGUAAAUGUGCAAAAUCAUAAAAUUUUAAUGAAGCUUUUUAAGUCUCCCUCUUAUUUGUAAUUAGUUUGAUGAUUUUUUAAAUUUCAAGAACUGUUUUUUGUUUUAUUUGUUUCAAUGUUUCUUACUUACUUUCAUGCUUCCUACUUAAAAUUUACACAUGUAUUUAUGAAAUAAUUUAAAUGAAUAAAACAUUCCAUUAAAAAUAUAUAAAAACAAAAUUAAAUUUGCCUUAGCAUUACUUUUGUAAAUAUUAAUAGCAUUAAAACUUAUUUUUAUUUCAUCAAGCCAAACACAUUGCUCAUCUUAUAUUAAAAUAGUCACACAUAGACAGAAAUGUUAAAUUUAAGAGCCGGGGCUAUGAGACUACUCACACGAAGCGGCAAUUUCAAACCUUAGCAUGUGUGGUCGGCCAACGAAUCCCGGCCAGCGAAAUACAUAGACAACAUUUAAAAUGCAGACUUAGUCACGUAAAUUUCAGAUCACGUGGCGUUAUUCAGGAAGUGUGCCCAGUUCACAGGACACGUGGCGUAAUACAGGGGGUGUGCCCAGGUCACAG
Messenger RNA from Folsomia candida, 1690 nucleotides. RefSeq lists its product as uncharacterized. NCBI's taxonomy places the organism in Eukaryota, Metazoa, Arthropoda, Collembola, Entomobryomorpha, Isotomidae. The record is from RefSeq and is a predicted model, not a curated record. The transcript is spliced from 3 exons. The coding region runs from base 549 to 1130 and encodes 193 amino acids.